CCCUCCUCAUCUCUAAGACCGCUCCUCCCUUCGGUCUGCUGAAAAAACCCCGCCGAUCCCUCGUUCCGAUCCUCUUGGCCUCCACUGAGGGUUAGGGUUUUUUCGUUUCCUCGAUCCAAGAAGAAGAAGAAGAUGAGCUCCACGGCCUCGACCAAGGGCGGCAGGGGCAAGCCCAAGUCCUCCAAGUCCGUCUCCCGGUCCCAGAAGGCCGGCCUCCAGUUCCCCGUCGGCCGGAUCGCUCGCUUCCUCAAGGCCGGCAAGUACGCCGAGCGCGUCGGUGCUGGCGCUCCCGUCUACCUCUCUGCCGUCCUCGAGUACCUCGCCGCUGAGGUUCUAGAGUUGGCUGGGAAUGCGGCAAGGGACAACAAGAAGAAUAGGAUUGUUCCGAGGCACAUACAGCUUGCGGUGAGGAAUGAUGAGGAGUUGAGCAAGCUUCUUGGGACUGUGACUAUUGCUAAUGGCGGAGUUUUGCCUAAUAUUCACCAAACUCUGCUGCCUAAGAAGGUGGGGAAGAAGGGGGACCUGGGGUCUGCAUCACAAGAAUUCUAGAUCUCUAACAAUCUCAAGACAGGAUGGGGAUAUCUUCUGUUUGGGGGUUUUAUGUCAGGGGUAGUGAUGGUUUGAUGUAUGAAUAUGGUCGACUAGUUGCAGUACCUUUUUUGAUGUUGAAUCAAACUAUACUCUUUGCUUUAUACGAUGAAAAUAAGUCAAAAAAUUGAUGUUCUUCUGUGUUUUGUGGUAUUUGCUUGAUGCAAAUUGAUAAUUUGAUUUUCUUUGUUUUUUUUCUUUUU
This is a messenger RNA of Phoenix dactylifera (date palm), 791 nucleotides long. RefSeq names its product histone H2AX-like. NCBI's taxonomy places the organism in Eukaryota, Viridiplantae, Streptophyta, Magnoliopsida, Arecales, Arecaceae. Gene Ontology annotation, molecular function: DNA binding; protein heterodimerization activity; structural constituent of chromatin. Gene Ontology annotation, cellular component: nucleosome. The record is from RefSeq and is a predicted model, not a curated record.